CACCCCUCCUGUACUGGGUUUGGAAUGUUCCAGUUUAUUAUCCCAGAAAAAAUGGCGGCGAUCAGGAAAGAAAACGCUCGCCCGCCCUUCCUCAUGGCGAUUUACGUCCUCCUUUUCGCCGCUCAACUUCUCGUUUGUGGCGCUGCCAAGAGAAACGUGGUUAUUCUGACGGAAGACAACUGGGCGUCCAUGCUGGAGGGGGAAUGGAUGGUAGAAUUCUACGCCCCCUGGUGCCCGGCCUGCCGUAACCUUCAGUCCACCUGGGAGGAGUUUGCAGACUGGGGAGAGGACCUGGAGAUCCAGGUGGGCAAGGUGGAUGUGACAGAGGAGGCAGGACUAAGUGGCAGGUUUGGUGUUACUUCUCUGCCAACCAUCUACCAUGUGCUGGAUGGGGAGUUCCGUAAAUACACAGGCUCUCGCACCAAGGACGACUUCAUCAGCUUCGUGGAUGAUAAGAAGUGGGAAAAUGUGGAGCCUGUCGAGUCCUGGAAGGCUCCCAACUCAUUUCUCAUGUCCUGUGUGUCUUGGCUUUUUAAGAUCUCAAUGGCUGUCAGGACCAUACAUACCAGCAUCACAGAGGACUACGGUAUACCUGUGUGGGGCUCCUAUUGUCUAUUUGCUGCUGUCACAAUUGUCGCAGGUCUUCUCAUAGGAAUGGUGCUGGUCUUCAUCACCGACUGUCUGUGCCCAGCAGCCCCACCUAAAGGCUUCUAUGAACCGGUCCAGAUGGAGAUGCCCCCCACGAAGGUAAGGCGGGAUGACAGACCACCCACAGAGGACCAGGAGGAGGAAGAUGAGGAGGAGGAAGAGAUGGAGGAGGCAGAGGAGGGGGAUGCAGAAGAGGACAAUGAUGCCAACAUCAGGAAAAGGAGAGUGAAGGCAACAGCUGAAUAAUGCUGUACAUUUUGUUAUUUUGUUUUAUAAUAGCCGUGUGCAAUUUUCUUUUACUGAUUUUUAUUUCCCCAACUCUUGACCAAACUGGCAUUAUGUAAAAGCUGCUGCAGUACUGUUACACUGUUGGGGCGUGCACCGAUCCUGGAUACUUGUGUUUUUAAUAUGUUUCCUUUUCCUCAUCCUUCAUGACAAUUCAUUUACACGUUUUUACUUGUUCAGUGGAUUGCAAAUUUUAUAAGGGAAUGUGAGAGAUUGAAGCACAAGUGACAGAGUCAGUAAGGUUAAAAGCAAUUUCAGAUGUUGUCCAUGCUACAAUGCUACAAUGGACACUGUAGAAUUCUGGUAUAGUUGUUGCUUCAGUUAAGAAUAAUGAUCAUCAAUGGAAAACUGUUAACUUUUCUGACCAGUCAUAAGAGCCCACUACACUCUGGUGGUAGAGUAAUGUCAAAGUUUCAAAAAAGGCAAUUCAGAAAAUUAUGCUAUUAUCCCAACAUCUGUUUGGAGAUUGGUUGCUCAGGAUAUUAAGGUAGUGAAACUGCAUUGUUACAUGUAUAUUUACUAAAGAAAUGAGUAUGAUUCUGACUGGAAUCAUGUUAAAGCAACAAUUUCAGGAGAAGAUUCUUACGAUGAGGAAAAAUCUCCACCUCUUGAUUGUAAGUAUGCAUGUUUUGAAUCAUGUUUGUCCCAAGUAAUACAUGUCUGGGACUAUGCAAAUGUAUAGUUAUUUAGCCUCUGUUGUCAGAUGCUCUGAUGAUGAAUGAGAUUUGCUGCCUGAUAACAAUCUUCAUACAGUAUAUUCCAGCCCAAGAGGUCCAUUAGCAAAUUAACUUGAAUGAGUGUAUCCAUGUAACAAUAAAUGCACAAAUGUGGCUUACUUCUGAUCCAAGGGUUAGGUUCUGAGUGAGAAAUAUGUUUAGUGCAGACCUGUAUAAAAUGACAAUGUCAUGUUCAUGUCUCAUAUUGUAUGAUUACAUUGUGUUGUAUUGUCUUCUACAGUACAGUAAUUAAGGAUGUUGGACAUCCAGCUAACUAUAGGGCUGGCAUCUGACAUGCAACUACUGGGAAGAAAUGUUUGAUUUGCUUUUCUUUUACCCAAUGGAAGAAAAAUGAUAUUGCUUUGUUUCAGAUGCCAAUUGAAAGUUCAGUUUGAUACUACUUAAAGAUAUAAUGCUGCAGAAGUAUUUCUGACUACCUGUUUCAACCCAAAAGGGACAUGAUGAACAUUGAAUAGGCUUUCAUCAUUUCCUAAUACAGUGGUCUAGCAUAGCACUAAUUAAAUUUUAAAUGUUGCAUUGGAGCUUAGAGGUCAUUGUGUAGAAUGUGUAUUGAUAGAAUGUGAAGACCUAGCAGUUGCCUUACCAAUGUAAGAUUGAAGAAUUACAAUAGUCAUGCAGUUUUUAUGAUACAAGUACUACUAUUAUUAAAUGUUGGCGGCACCAUUUACAUGUAGAAAUCUGUAGAAGGAUGAGUAAGGUCACGAUGAGGUGUUCAAUUAAACACAGCUGAACAGAGCAUCCAGCAAAGUAAUACUAUUAAGCUAUGUACCGGUACUACCAACUUUGCUGUGAAGGUUGAUUGAACAUGACACUUAUAGACACAACAAUCAGGAGAGCACAGAUCAACCCACAAUGUUUCCAAAUGCAGGCUUCAACCAUCAACAUUGCUGACUGUUGUACAUGUUUGUAAUUAGACUCUUUUUUAUGAAUUAUUAAAGUGUUAUGUAACAUCCUUGGUUAUCAAAGAAGCAAAUUAAAUCAAGGACGAU
Messenger RNA from Branchiostoma floridae (Florida lancelet), 2659 nucleotides. RefSeq names its product thioredoxin-related transmembrane protein 1-like. The coding region runs from base 25 to 894 and encodes 289 amino acids. Lineage: Eukaryota; Metazoa; Chordata; Leptocardii; Amphioxiformes; Branchiostomatidae. The transcript has 7 exons. The record is from RefSeq and is a predicted model, not a curated record.